CGCCCGCUCCCCUCAUCGCCGCCCUCGUCGCCCCCCGUGGCCGGACCGCCGAUGCGCGCCGUGGCGUUGAUGGCCGCGCUGGCCGCGCUGGCAGCCUGCCGGCCUGUCGCCGCCUCCUCGCCCAACUCCACGGAGCCGGAGCGGCACGGGGGACCUGUCCAGCGGGAGCCCGAGGUCCGGGAGGGUGAGGCCGUGCCGGGUCCCGACUACGAGGAGGAUGAGGAGUACGAGGAGGCGCCGCCCGUGCACCAGUACCUCGUGGACGACUUGAUCCGAGUUGAACCCGUGGUUAAACCCAAGCCAACAAAGAGGGGGGGUGAGAAGAAUGCCGGCAAAGCCAGAAGGAAGAAAAACAAAGGGAAAAACAAAAAGAAAGGGACUCCCUGUGAAAUGGAAUACAAAAACUUUUGCAUCCAUGGGGAAUGCAUAUACCUAGAGCAUCUGCAGAUGGUGACCUGCAAGUGUCAUCAGGACUUCUUCGGUGAGCGCUGCGGGGAGCAGUUCAUGAAGACUCAGAGGAAGAACGAUGUGGCAGAUUACUCGAAGACUGUGCUGGUGGUGGUGGCUGUCCUGCUCUCCAGCAUCAGCUUCAUUACUGUGCUUAUCAUUGUGAUAGUGCAGGUCAGGAAAAAGUGUCCUCAGUAUGAAGAGAAGGAAGAAAGGAAAAAACUUCGACAAGAGACUAGAAAUGGCCAUGUUGGUGUGUAAAUGAGGAGAAAGCAGAGCAGUUCUGAUGUGGCCACUGCCAAGCUGCAGGGUACCUCUGGCUACCUGACAUCCACCUGGACACCGUGGGCUGGAGCUGCUGCCACUAAGCCCAGACUGAUGGAGACAGAGGCUGCUGCAAGGAGAUGUCAACGUGCCGCUUGCUGCUGGAUCGCUUGCUGGGGAGGACAGUUCCCGCUGGUCUUGGCACAGUGAUGUGGAAGGAGCUGCCACUAUGGCUGGGGGCCCUGCUGCCAACCCCUGCUGGAGACUGCUGCUGCUGAGCCCUCUCUGUGCUGGAGCUCCAGUCCCUGCUGUUGUGUGGAUGGACUUUCUUCUGUUAGCAAGUCUCCUUUGGCAGCUCUCGCUCGGAGAGCUUGUCGCAGCUUUCAGGAAUGGAUGGCAGGGAGAAAAUUCCCUUCCUGCUCCCAGAGUGAAGACUGGAAGAGCUCUGGAUUGCUUCUCUCCCCAGAUCUCAGUGGAUGAAAAACCUAAUUGUGCUGUCACUGUGCUCCCUGUUGAUAUCAGCUUCCAAGAGCUUCAUCUCCAGUUCUGACUUGCAGGGCGUUGGUGACAGAUCUUUGUCAGCCACACCUGGGCUCUGUUCCUGUGUGCGUGGAAGGUGUUCAGCAGGACUCGCUGUGUGAGUGGGGCUGUCCUUUGUGUGUGUGCUAGCCCAAGCUAAAGUUAGGCUCCUCAGGAUGCUGAGACAGCAAAGGCAAGGUCUGAAGGAAAAGACACAGCUCAGCCACGCUGAAAAGCCUGGACCCAUCUGUUAUAAACACAAAGCUACUUCUGUUACCCAGGUCCUUGAUGCUGCUUUAAGCAGCACUUAAAGUACAAAAUGCUUCCCAUCAGCUUUAGUCAGCUGAACUUGACCAACCACCUGUUCCCUGGAAGAACCCAGCUGAUGCACUGACACUCUGCAGGCAGUGGUCUCUCGUGCUCUACCUUCUGGUGCAAAAACCUCAACUUACCUCAAACUUUCCUGACCCAAGUGUCCUUGGUUUCUUGAACUGUCCAUGCAGCCUUGAGCACAGAGUAUUAUUUGAGUUCAGUUUCUUCUUGGAAGAGUGAAUGUGUUCUGUGUAAACAGAGCAGAAUUCUUCUGGUAGCAGAGAAAAACACCAUUAAUUGUCAAGUCCUCUCUGUAAAUGUGUAAAUAUUUAUUACUGUAUUUAAUAUUUAAUGUUUCCAUAACAAACUUAUUUAUUUUAUAAUUAAA
Dryobates pubescens (Downy woodpecker) is the source of this 1930-nucleotide messenger RNA. RefSeq names its product amphiregulin (gene AREG). Gene Ontology annotation, biological process: positive regulation of mitotic nuclear division; positive regulation of cell population proliferation; epidermal growth factor receptor signaling pathway. NCBI's taxonomy places the organism in Eukaryota, Metazoa, Chordata, Aves, Piciformes, Picidae. The transcript is spliced from 6 exons. The record is from RefSeq and is a predicted model, not a curated record. The coding region runs from base 52 to 708 and encodes 218 amino acids.